Elgaria multicarinata webbii is the source of this 3723-nucleotide messenger RNA. It is a transcript of the gene KDM4B, whose product is annotated as lysine demethylase 4B. Gene Ontology annotation, biological process: chromatin remodeling; regulation of gene expression. Gene Ontology annotation, cellular component: chromatin; nucleus. Gene Ontology annotation, molecular function: histone H3K9 demethylase activity. Lineage: Eukaryota; Metazoa; Chordata; Lepidosauria; Squamata; Anguidae. The coding region runs from base 192 to 3473 and encodes 1093 amino acids. The transcript has 22 exons. The record is from RefSeq and is a predicted model, not a curated record.
ACGGCUGCUCUCUCUCCGAGGCGCCCCUCCCCCCUCCGCUCGUCUUGGCUUCGCUCGCUCUGAGGGGACGCGGGGAGGCCGCUGAGGCGGCGACCGGGAGGCCCACCACCACCACCACCACCACCACCACCACCACGACGACGGGGAGGCGCGGGCCCGACGCACGGCUUAGGUGCUGAAAACUCACCAGCAUGAUGUCGUCUGAAAACCCCAGCCCGCAGAACCCCAGCUGUAAAAUCAUGACCUUCCGCCCAACUCUAGAGGAAUUCCGGGACUUUGGAAAGUAUAUUGCUUACAUAGAAUCACAGGGAGCUCACAGAGCUGGGCUUGCAAAGGUGAUUCCUCCCAAGGAGUGGAAGCCACGCAGGAACUACGAUGAUAUCGACAGCAUGGUUAUCCCUGCUCCCAUCCAACAGGUGGUGACUGGGCAGUCUGGGCUUUUCACCCAGUAUAAUAUUCAGAAGAAACCCAUGAUGGUUGGAGAUUAUCGCCGCCUGGCCAACAGUGAGAAGUACUGUACCCCCCGUCACCAGGAUUUUGACGACCUGGAACGCAAAUACUGGAAGAACCUGACUUUUAUGUCGCCUAUCUACGGGGCAGAUAUCAGCGGAUCCCUCUAUGACGCAGAUGUGGACGAGUGGAACAUUGGGAGCCUGAACACCCUCCUGGACAUGGUGGAGCAUCAGUGUGGCAUCAUUAUCGAAGGCGUCAACACCCCCUACCUCUACUUCGGGAUGUGGAAGACAACCUUCGCUUGGCAUACGGAAGACAUGGAUCUCUACAGCAUCAACUACCUGCAUUUUGGAGAGCCCAAAUCAUGGUAUGCCAUCCCUCCAGAACAUGGCAAGCGCUUGGAACGACUGGCCAAAGGAUUUUUCCCCGGGAGCUCCCAAGGGUGCGACGCCUUCCUCCGUCACAAGAUGACUCUUAUUUCACCCUCAAUCCUCAAGAAAUACAGCAUCCCCUUCGACCGGAUCACCCAAGAAGCUGGAGAGUUCAUGAUUACUUUUCCGUAUGGCUACCAUGCAGGAUUCAACCACGGGUUCAACUGCGCCGAGUCCACCAACUUCGCCACGCUGCGAUGGAUUGACUACGGCAAGAUGGCCACUCAGUGCACGUGCCGGAAAGACACGGUGAAGAUCUCCAUGGACGUUUUUGUGCGGGUCCUCCAACCCGAGCGGUACGACCUGUGGAAGCAAGGGAAGGACCUCACCGCCUUGGACCACAUGAAACCGACGGCUUUGACCAGCCCGGAGCUGGAAGCCUGGAAUCAGACCAAGGACGCCUUGAAAGCCAAGAUGCUGCGCAGGGCGAACAGGAAACGGAGCCAGCCCCGAAGGCACAAGACGCAGGAUCAGAAGUCGCUUGGGGACGUCAUGGCCAUGGAGACGGACUUGGGCGAGGGGAAAGAGAAGGACGAUCAGAGGAGAGCCCCAAGUUUGGAUGAAGAGGAGAAAAGCAAAGAAGGGGAACCCGGCAAGCCGAAGAUCCGGAUCCCGAGAGUCAAAGGCGAGAGGAAGAAGAAGCAGCCGCGGCAGCACCCGCACCCGCUGCCCCAGCCGCCUCCGCUGCCCUUGCACCAGCUCCUGCCGCCCCUGCUGCUCCCUCAGCCGCCUCUCCACGUGCCGGAGGAAGGGCCGCCGCAGCCGGGCCUGUCUGCGGGGCAGGCCGCUGAGGCCCGCCACGCCACGUCCCCGCCGGCGGAAGACAGCGGCCCCCCCAUGCCCGCCCUCGAAGGCCCCGGCGAGGGGGACGAGACGAAACACCGGCCCAUCAUCCCCAUGCUCUACGUGGUCCCGCGGCGCAAGAAGUCCUCGUCGGAGAAGAAGCGCCUCUCCUGCCAGGAGGUGUUUGAGCGCUUCGUCACGGCCGAGCCGGCGGCCCCCUCGGAGCUCAGCGUGAAAGCCGAGGAGGGCGGCGAGGGGGAGGCGGCGGAGGGGCCGGCUGAGCCCAGCAAACUGCAGACGACUUCAACUUUCUCUAAACUGAAGAUGGAGAUUAAGAAAAGCCGCCGGCACCCUCUGGGCAAGCCGCCUACACGAUCCCCGUUGUCGGUGGUGAAGCAGGAAGCCUCGAGCGACGAGGAAACCCUCCCAUUCUCUGGCGAGGAAGACGUCGGCGAUCCCGAGCCCUUGAAGUCCUUGCUUUCCCUCCAGUGGAAAAACAAAGCGCCCAACUUCACUGCAGAAAGGAGGUUCAACAUGGCUGCCGCUCUGAGUGAGCCGUACUGCGCCAUUUGCACACUCUUCUACCCCUACAAUCAGACCUUGCAGGUGGAAAAAGAGGCCGCCCCCCUGCCCGCGGGCGAAAGCUCCCUGCCCCAGCCCCCGUUCAAAAGCGGGCAGAAGACCAAACCUCUCAUCCCCGAAAUGUGCUUCACCUCGAGCGGCGAGAACACGGAGCCCCUCCCGUCCAACUCCUACAUCGGGGAGGACGGCAGCAGCCUCUUGAUCUCCUGUGCCAAGUGCUGCCUGCAAGUCCAUGCCAGUUGCUAUGGGAUACGCCCCGACCUUGUGAAUGACGGGUGGUCCUGUUCCCGGUGCUCAGCCAACGCGCUGCUCGCGGAUUGCUGUCUCUGUAAUCUCAGGGGAGGAGCCCUUCAGAAGACCACGGAUGGAAGGUGGGUCCACGUGAUCUGCGCCAUCGCCGUCCCGGAGGCCCGCUUCCUCAACGUCAUUGAGCGCCACCCCGUCGACAUCACUGCCAUUCUGGAGCAGCGGUGGAAGCUGAAAUGCGUGUACUGCCGGAAGCAGAUGAAGAAGGUGUCGGGCGCCUGCAUCCAGUGCUCCUACGAGCACUGCUCCACCUCCUUCCACGUCACCUGCGCCCACGCGGCGGGAGUGCCCAUAGAGCCGGACGAUUGGCCCUACGUCGUGUCCAUCACCUGCUUCAAGCACAAAGCGGCCAGCCACGUGAUCCCGUUUUCCAGGGAGGUGUCGCUGGGCCAGACGGUGAUUACAAAGAGCCGGAACGGCCUCUACUACCGCUGCAAAGUGAUCGGCAUGACGACGCAGACCUUCUACGAAGUCAAUUUCGAUGACGGCUCUUACAGUGACAACAUUUAUCCCGAGAACAUUGUCAGCAGGGAGUGCCUGAAGCUGGGCCCGCCCGCGGAGGGUGAGCUGGUGCAGUUGCGCCUGACUGACGACGUCACCUACCAAGCCAAGUUCAUUGCUGCGCACAUCAGCCAGAUCUUUCAGGUAGAGUUUGAAGACGGAUCUCAGCUGAUGGUCAAGCGAGCUGAGAUCUAUACUCUGGAAGAGGAGCUUCCCAAGAGAGUAAAAUCACGCCUGUCCCUCAGCACCGGCGCCCCUCAGGAAGAGGCGUUCUCCGGAGACGACUCGAAAGCCGCCAAGCGCCCCCGGGUCGGCGUGGCCAAAAGGCCCGAAGACGGAGGAAGGCCCAGCCCAGAACGCUUCGCCGUUGUGCAGAACCUGCCGCAGCCGGGCGGCCAGAGCAGCGCCAUGUUCUAAACCCGGAUGAACAAUGCUUAAUUUAAACAAAUCCCCCCCCCCCACAAAAAAGCAACUCUUUUAAAGCAUCCUUUUUCACACCCCCGCAGAGAGUAAUUUAAGUAGAAAACUGUGGAGCGAGAGACGCAAGCCCUUGUGCAAUAACUUUGCAAAACGGAUCCCUUUCUCCUGUCCUCGUUUUGGGCCCGGGAGAAAUGUCUUGCUCUGUCUACCUCUUCUUCCCUUGCCGUUGGAUUUCUGAGUGGACGAA